CGAAUUCAAUGUUUACCUUUUUUCCUAUAACUGUUUACCUCAUCUGAGAGCUAUUAUUGUUUAAUCAUAGUUUAUAUUUCAAAGUGAAAUGAAAAUUUAGUCUAGUCCAAGAAUACACGAAAACGUAAUUCGUGUACUUGUGCCUAGCAUGUUGAGUUCGUGAAGAAAACACGCUAUAGGGCACACUAUCCAUUUGAAUCGAAAGCCCUCACUAUGACGGAUUGGAGUUUACUCCCGCUCGUGCCACUGGAGGCCAUUUUUCGGCUGCUGAAGCAUAAAGAUCAACUUGCUUGUACGCUCGUGUGCCGCCGUUGGAAUGAGGCGUUUGCCUCCUGUCCGGUACUGGUCCAGAACGUUGUGUUCGUUAUUAAAAACAUCUACAGUGAUGGAGAGAUACGGUCCGUUCUAAAUGGCAGACAACGCAACUACCGAAAUUGGGCCAUCGAUGUAAUCGACGAUUGCUGCACGGCAAUUGUUGACAAAUGCCUGGCGGAUGCUGUGAAUCGGUGCAAGAUAGAAUCGUUAACUCUAAACAGCUUUAUGUUGCCGCUUGUCGAUUGUUUUCGACGGAAUGCCACUAUGCUUGGCUCCAUAACAAAGCUCAACUUAGAAAUUGUACUGAGCUCCAACGUGACAUUGAACUGUUCCACCGUACAGAAAUUGGUUUUCGAACAGCUGAAGGUUUUCAAUUAUGUUCAAAGUUAUUCCGGUACUACGCCAACUCCGGUUGCAUUUGUUUUUGAGACACCCAAUUUAGUAUCGGCUUCAAUCAUAAUAGAAACACUGGCGGACGAGGAAGCCUUAUAUCGGGAGUAUCCGUUGCUGGAGCUGGAAAGCGGUGUAAAAUUAGAACAGCUGGAAGUAGAUGUUAAAGGACGGAUGUGGGAAAGUUUCUUCGCCCAAGAACGCACCGUUUUGCAGCAGCUGCUAAUCCGACGUGCCAGUGACGAGAAAGAGGAGAGAGAUUGGGAUUUGAUGUUCAGGAAUAUGCCAAAUUUGGAACAGGUUGAGUUUGUAUACCCUAACGAAAACAUGUUGGCAAGUUUGAGUCGCCACUGUCGAAAAAUCACGCAUCUAAAGCUAAGCAGAUUUGCAUUUGAUGAUGGAAGUUUCGGUGAAUCCAUAAGCCGAUGUUCACUUAAAGAAUUGCGUAUGGAUGGUGAUCUUUACUGCAGCCGCUCGGUGAGGCUUCGCGUGGAUAAUUUGACUCUCCUCGAGUUGGAAUAUUCUACGCUUCCGUCGUAUCAACAUAAAUUUCUCAUUGUCGCGCCUGAAGUAAAAAUUCUCAAGGUUCGUUGCUCUAACUAUCAGACACUCCAACUAUUACCGGGUGAUCAGUUAGAAUCCGUUGAUAUGGAUUACUACUUUGGCGAAGGUACAUUUUUCGACGGUAGUUUUCUGAGCACGUUUUGCUUCGCUAAUAUUCGCGACCUGGUGCUCUACGUUAAUGGCAGUGCACAGAAAUUGCUUGGUCGUUUAGACAAUCUAGUGAAUUUAACACAACUUCAACUGUUUUGCUCUAAGGGAGCCGACAUCAGCUACCUGUUUAGAACUAUAUGCAUUAGCUGCCAAAACUUGGAGAAGCUCAACGUACUAAACGUAGGACAGGGUCAGGUGAUUAUAUUGUUCAGUGUCCUGGACUCAUUAUUUUACAUAGAAAAACUGAAAGAGCUAGCACUACAACACAUCACAGUAUUUGAAGUUAAGAAUAAGUUUCGGCUGAAAAAUCUUGCCGCUGUAAAUUUUACCGGCAGCGAAGCAUUUGGUCUCGAUAAGAAACCGACAGAAUUUCCCAUUGAGACCGGUGGAUGUGAGGAUAAUACAAAUAAAAUGCGUAUAUUACGUUAUGAGAACUUGUUCAUUUAUUUAUUUAUUAAUUUUUUUGAGACAAACAUGCUUCGGUUAAUUCGGAUCCCGCCCAAUAUUCAGCACUUUUUCAAAACAUUUUUGUUUCACUGUUCCUAUUAA
Molecule: messenger RNA, 1968 nt
Organism: Wyeomyia smithii (pitcher-plant mosquito)
Lineage: Eukaryota; Metazoa; Arthropoda; Insecta; Diptera; Culicidae
Exons: 2
Coding region: 214-1968 (584 amino acids)
Molecular function (GO): protein binding
Source: RefSeq, a predicted model, not a curated record